Molecule: messenger RNA, 1059 nt
Organism: Lecanosticta acicola
Lineage: Eukaryota; Fungi; Ascomycota; Dothideomycetes; Mycosphaerellales; Mycosphaerellaceae
Source: the annotation of a GenBank genome assembly
AUGGCGUCGACCAACUGCAGAGUUGUCAAUGGCGCCGAAAUCGCGAAGCCGCUGCUCGAAGAAGUCAGGGCGGGCAUCAAGGAGCUAAACCACGCUCCCCGUCUGCAUGGCUUCCUCGCUAAUGGCGAUCCUGCUGCGCGUAUGUAUGCUGAUUGGACGGCGAAGACCUGCGCGGCAAAGUGAGCUCUUCACGACCUGACCUAACCUCGCAUAGCCGGCACUGACCAGCGUCUCCAGUGGUGUCCAGUUCACACUCCGAGAAGUCGAUGCCGAGGACCUCGAAGAAGAACUGCGACAAGCCAACCGAAGCGAUGAAGUCGAUGGCAUGAUCGUCUACUAUCCGGUCUUCAGUUCUCAGCGUGACCGCACUUUGCAAUGGACUGUCAGCAUGUUCAAAGACGUCGAGGGUCUGACCCCUCAGCUCAUCAGCAACAUGUAUCAAAACAUACGAUUCCUUGAUCCUGACAACACCAUGAAAUCCAUCCUGCCGUGCACUCCGUUGGCGGUCAUCAAGAUUCUCGAGCACCUGCACAUUUACAACCAUUUCCUGGACGAAGGCAAGCGGUUGUUUGGAAAACGUAUCACGAUCAUCAACCGUAGUGAGGUCGUUGGCAGACCGCUCGCUGCUUUGCUUGCCAACGAUGGAGCGGAAGUUUACAGUGUUGAUGUCACGGGCGUGCAGCAAUUCAGCAGAGGCUCCGGACUAAAGAAGCAGAAGCACGAGGUGGCCGAUAAAGAGGGCUGGACCCUGAAGGACUGCUUGCCCAUCAGUGAGGUCGUCAUCAGUGGUGUGCCGGGUGACAAAUUCAGAGUCCCGACGGAGCUCAUUCGCGAUGGAGCUGUCUGCAUCAACUUCUCCAGUCAAAAGGUGAGAUGAGCCAAACCUCUUCAAUUGUUGCAGGUAGUUGACCCCUUUGGCAGAACUUCGCAGACGAUGUCAAGGAAAAGGCGUCCAUCUAUGUUCCUGCCAUCGGCAAGGUCACCAUCGUCAUCUUGAUGAGAAAUCUCAUUCGUCUGAUCAACAACAUGCCGCAUGCCGAGAGACAGCAAAUUUUCUGA